AUGGCUUCUUGGGGCGGUGUGGAGGCGUUGCGAAGCGCUCUGCCAGCAGACAGAGCUGUCCAGCUUUUGGAGGCAGCCUACACCUUGCUGAAGCUCGAACCCAGCGUUCUUGACGUCAAUCCGACAGCCGCGGAAGCUACUGUGACAGUGGUUGGCGACACGCAUGGACAGCUCCAUGAUGUGCUGCACAUGCUGGAAGUUGCUGGGUACCCAUCUCCGUCAUCCUACUUCAUCUUCAAUGGUGACUUUGUGGACCGGGGUGCCUGGGGCUUGGAGGUGCUGGUGUUCUUGGCAGCGCUGAAGCUGGCGAUGCCUGACAGAGUGAUGCUGCUGCGCGGGAACCACGAGAGCUCCACCUGCACCCAGCUCUACGGCUUCCGCACUGAGGUCCUCAGGAAGUACGGCCAAGAGGGGCAGAGGGUGUACAGGAUGUGCAAGCAGCUCUUUGCUGUGCUACCGCUGGCAGCUGUGGUGUCGGGGGCUACGCUGGUGCUGCAUGGCGGCCUGUUCAGGCGACCUGUCACACGGCAGGUCCGGCCGGCGGGCCUGCCCCACCUGCCCAAGAAGCGCAAACGCAACGUGCCCAACAGGCUCACGCCGGGCCCGCCCAUGCUGGGCAGCUUGGAGGAUCUCCGCGCGAGCGGCAAGGGCGGCAUCGAUCCGAACGGCACUGGCACCUCGACGCUGGCCACAGAUGUGCUGUGGAGCGACCCUGUGGUCGAAGCCGGCCUGCGCCUCAACGAUUCCCGCGGCGUCGGCCUCAUCUUUGGUCCAGAGAUCACUCAGGAGUUUCUGGUGGUGAACGGGCUGCGGCUGAUCCUACGGUCGCAUGAGGGGCCGGACGCGCGCUGGGGCCGUGAGGACCUGCCGGGCAUGGGCGAGGGCUUCAGCAUCGAUCACGUCACCCCUGCCGGCUGCCUCAUGACUGUCUUCUCCGCCCCUGACUACCCCCAGUUCCAGGCGGAUGGGCAGGAGAGGUAUCACAACUUGGGCGCGGUGGCGGUGCUGACAGGGCCCACCUGGGACUCACCCUCAUUCGUGCAGUACGAGGCUGUGCACCCGCGGCCCGUGGUCGAUGCCACCUACGAGUACAAUGAUGUGCCGGGGUCGGAUGAGGAGAUGGAGUUGGGCGUUGCAGGAAGCGAUGUCAGUCUUGGCAGCGAAGGUAAUGCUGAUCACAAGUGUUUGGCGUAG
This is a messenger RNA of Coccomyxa subellipsoidea C-169, 1194 nucleotides long. RefSeq names its product Metallo-dependent phosphatase. The transcript has 9 exons. The record is from RefSeq and is a predicted model, not a curated record. Gene Ontology annotation, molecular function: protein serine/threonine phosphatase activity. Lineage: Eukaryota; Viridiplantae; Chlorophyta; Trebouxiophyceae; Coccomyxaceae. Gene Ontology annotation, cellular component: nucleus; cytosol. The coding region runs from base 1 to 1194 and encodes 397 amino acids.